AUGUUACAUUAUGAAUUUCUAGACGAAGUUCUAAAUGUGCUUAAAUUUACGUUAAAUAUACAUUUAGAAAUGGAGGAUACAACAACACAGCAGAAAAAUAAGACGACUAUAGUAAAAGAUGAAAUCGACGGAAAGUAUUACGACGCGAUCAGCUAUAAAACCCACGACGGCUUAUGUUGUGUCUGUCACAAAACUCCGCUGCAAACGAGAAUCUACCACAGCCAUUUAUUUUGCACCGAAUGUUUUCAUAAGUACAUAUGGACAGCACCGAAAAGAGACUGUUCGGGAGACGUGGAUAAGCCACAGGGAAAUAAUUGA
Bombyx mandarina (wild silkworm) is the source of this 318-nucleotide messenger RNA. RefSeq lists its product as uncharacterized. The record is from RefSeq and is a predicted model, not a curated record. Lineage: Eukaryota; Metazoa; Arthropoda; Insecta; Lepidoptera; Bombycidae.